UUGAUAAAAAUACAGACGGGUCGGUCGUCUAUAACAAGUGGGAGGUUGUUCUGUUCUCUCACGAAAAUAACUUUGAACAACUCGUUUAGUCAAACCUUGAAGGUAUUCUGGAACAGAUAUCCGCCGUGUGUGUUGUUAAUAUUCAUUCUAAUUUAUGAAAUAUUGAUAGUGAUUUGUGUGCGUAAAAGUGUUGAUCAGAAGUUUGUGUUGUUAAAUUAUUUCGGAAAAUCCUAUAAAAAACAAAAUGUUCAGUGGAAUAGCCGAUGGAGCGUUCCGAAGCAUCGGUGAGAAGACCGCUUCACUCUUCGAGCGGAAGAAGAAGGACGCUGAACAGCUGGCUGCUGAGAAAGCGGCUGAGGCUGCUCACACGGUCGAGGAGCAGAUCAAGAAGACCGGAGAGAUCAUCGGAGGGGCCCAGAAGAGCGCCGCCGAUGCUGCCAGCUCAGCCCAAGGUGCUGGAAACUCUGCCGUGAACGCGCUGAGCGAUGAGCUGAACAAGGUCAGCCUGGCUGCAGGGGAGGCCAAGGAUGCCGCCGCCAAAGCAGUCGCUGACGGGAAAAAGGCCAUCGACACUACUAAAGAUACAGUUGCCACAACUUUUGACAGCACAAAGAAAGCAGCGGAGUCCGCAAUCACUUCAGCCAAAGAUACAGUAUCAAGCACCCUCCAGAGUACUGUUGACACUACACAAAAAGUUGCUUCUUCCGCUUUGGAAACAGGAAAAACUUACGCUAGUAGCGCCAAAGAUACAGUCUCAAGCACAGUUCAAAGCACUGUAGACACAACACAAAAACUUGCACAGUCAGCCGUUGAAACUGGCAAAUCUUAUGUCGGAGGUGCUAAAGAUUACGUGUCUAACACAGUAAACUCCACUGUAGAUUCUACUGCAAAGGCCUCUCAGGCUGCAGCUGAAUCUGGAAAAUCAUUUGUCUCUUCCGCUCAAGAUAAAGUUCAGAGCACCGUUGAUGUAACUAAAAGUAUGGCGCAAUCUACAAUGGACACAACUUGGACUUACUUCGACUAUGCCAAAGAUACUGUACAAAGUACGAUACAGACUGCUGUAGAUACUUCGAGAACUGCCGCGCAAUCUGCUUUGGAUGUUGGAAAGACUUAUGUUGAUAGUGCUAAAGACACAGUCGCAAGCACAGUUGACCACACAUAUAAGGCAGCUGGAUCAGCAGUUGAAACAGGGAAAAGCUAUGUUGGAACUGCUAAAGAUACGGUUGCAAGCACAAUUCAGAGCACAGUAGAUACCACUAAGAAUGUUGCUAACACCGCAGUUGAGACCACAAAGAGUGUUGCUAACUCGGCUGUCGAGAAAGGCAAAUCAUAUGUAGAUAGUGCAAAAGAAACCGUAGCAAGCACCGUAGAUUCAUCAAAGAAUGUUGCUGCGUCUGCAGUUGAUAAAGGAGUAACUUUAGUGGGAUCUGCCAAAGAUACCGUAACAAACACAGUAUCUACAACUUUAGAUACCACUAAAUCAGUUGCUGCAUCGGCAGUAGAAAAAGGCACUUCAUUAGUUGGAUCAGCUAAAGGCACAGUAGCUAGUACUGUAGAUACGACCAAAAAUGUAGCAGCAUCUGCAUUUGAAAUGGGAUCUUCAGCUAUUGGUAGUGCAAAAGAUACGAUCACUGGAACUAUUCAAAGCACUGUAGAUACCACAAAAAAUGUAGCUUCAUCGGCUUUUGAGAAAGGUACCUCACUAGCUGGAUCUGCCAAAGACACAGUAACUAGUUCAGUCCAAGGCACAGUUGAUACCACCAAAUCAGUUGCUUCAUCGGCUUUUGAAAAAGGUUCCUCAUUAGUUGGAAGUGCCAAAGAUACACUCGCUAGUACCGUAGAUACCACCAAAAAUUUGGGGGCUUCAGCUUUUGAGAAAGGCACAUCUUUAGUUGGAACUGCAAAAGAUACACUUGCUAGCACUGUAGACUCUACUAAGAAUGUAGCAGCUUCUGCUAUUGAAAAGGGAACGUCAGCUAUUGGUAGCGCUAAAGACACCAUUGCAAGUACUGUUGAUUCAACCAAAAAUGUAGCAGCGUCUGCAGUUGAUAAAGGACUGUCCGUUGCUACAUCCGCUAAAGAUACGAUAUCUAGCACUGUUGCAAGCACUGUAGACUCAACCAAACAAGCUGCAUCUACGGCAUUCGAUACUGGGUCAGCGUUUGUUGGAAGUGCUAAAGAUUCAAUUGCUAACAAAGUUCAGAGCACUGUAGAAACAACAAAAAAUGUAGCCUCAGCUGCAGUUGAAAAGGGGUCAUCAAUGGUGGAAACUGCUAAAGAUAGCGUAGCUAGCACAGUUAAAAGCACUGUAGAUAAUACAAAGAACGUCGCAUCUGCUGCUGUGGAAAAAGGUUCUUCAUUAGUCGGGUCUGCUAAAGUUUCAGUCACUUCCUCAUUUUCAAUCGCAAAAGACAAUGCUGAAGACAUUAUUGAUCACAACAGAAACUACGUUGAUGAUAUUGAAGACUCUGUAGAAAAGGCUAAGCAUAAUGUAAAAUCAGCAGUAGACGAUAGCACAAAGGCCAUUGAUGCGACUACAGAGAACAUGAAAAAUAAGUUUGAAUCAACUAUUAAGAGUAGCAACAAGGCAGCCGAUGAUGCAGCAAGCGAAGCUAGUGAUUCGAUAAACGCCACGGUCGACAGCACCAAGAAGGCUGCUGAAGAAGCCAAAGCUCAAGCCCUGAAAGCAGCUGAAGACGCCAAGGAAAAGGCUCGUCAAGCCGCUGAAGCCGCUAAGGAAGAGGCCAGGAAAGCUGCCGAGGCUGCCAAGGAAGAAGCUAAGAAAGCUGCCAACUCAGCCGUAGAAGAGUCUAAGAAGGCGGCGGAGAGCGCGGUGGACAGCACGCUGAAGCGCGUGGAGGGCGCCGCGGACGAGGGGCUCAAGAACGCCAGCGCCGCCGUCGACGCCAAGCUCAAGAACGCCGACAAGUACUUGAACGAGAAACGGGAUGCGUUGCUGUCCAACAUUUCUUCAGCCGCUCACGAUGGAUCCGAGGGAGCAGCCGGUCUGCUGAGCAAGGGUCUGGCGGCUUUCCCCAAGUAAUGCGAGCAUCUCCACCUUCGAGUUCAGAAGCCAGGAGUUUCAAGUCAUUUAACUUUACGACCUCUUUUUUAUUGUAUAAGUCAACAA
Plutella xylostella (diamondback moth) is the source of this 3130-nucleotide messenger RNA. The record is from RefSeq and is a predicted model, not a curated record. NCBI's taxonomy places the organism in Eukaryota, Metazoa, Arthropoda, Insecta, Lepidoptera, Plutellidae.